Molecule: messenger RNA, 153 nt
Organism: Gongylonema pulchrum
Lineage: Eukaryota; Metazoa; Nematoda; Chromadorea; Rhabditida; Gongylonematidae
Source: the annotation of a GenBank genome assembly
AUGAAGAAGGUGAUGCCUUUUGUGCAGUUGGUGCGCGAGAAUCUCGCAGCGCAUGGCGAAUGCGCUUUUGAUGUUGCUUGUCGGUUCGAUCAGAACGAAGUUCUACAGCAGGUUCGCUGUUUCAUUCUUUUUGAACAGCUUAUCAGUUUGUAA